AUGCUCUUGGCUGGGUACCAUCACCAGGCCCAGGCUGGGAGGCAGCCAGGCCUUCCCCAGGCUCUGAGGAGCCACUGCUGCCUUUGUUCAAUCCUGCCACUGGACGCCCUCACUGGCCCCGAUUCCCCACCACUUGCCAUGCCUGAGGAGACCCAAGAAGAUACCAUGGCGCCAAGGAUGCCAAACCGGAGCGGCAGGGGGCCACUGGCCCCCAACCACGUGCAGGAGGUGCACCUGCAUCAGGUGGAGUCCAUCAGUGACCUACACAGUGGAGGCUCACUGCACCCCUAUCUGACUGAAGAGGCACGGCCAUGGGACGAGCUCCUGGGUGUUUUGCCACCAUCACUGUGUGCCCAAACCAGCUGCAGCCCUGUGUAUGGCAGGGGGGCCUUCCUGCUGCUGCUCGCGCUGCUGGUGCUCAUAUGCCUGGCGCUCGCCAUCCUGGCUGUCUACCUGAGUGUGCUGCAGAGUGAAUCCCUACGCAUCCUGGCACACACAUUGCACACCCAAGAGGAGACACUACUCAAACUUCGCCUGGCCAGCCUCAGCCAGCUGCGGAGGCUCAACUCCAGCGAGGCCCGAGCACCCAGCUGAGAUGCCACUUUGACCUGGGGCCUGGAGGACUAUGUGUGGGGGUCGGGAUAAAGUGGCCACUGGCCUCAUCUACAGUACUUCCUUGGUGAGACUUUUGUCCAAGAACCUGAUGUGACUCCACAGCUGCCCGACUCUCCUGCCCUCUUCAAGCCAGGCCUAGCCAAGGCUUCUGGUCGCUAGGCCUUGCUUUAGGUGGUCCAAGGUCAGGGGAAGGGGCACCGGCCUCCUGGUUCCUCCUGUGGCCUGUCAGCACCCUCUGGCCAUCCCCAGAUGGCAGGUUCAGAAGUGUAGAAAUAGCACCCCCACCCGGCUGUCUCCCAAACUCUGCCAAGCCUCCCGGUGGGAGACCAGCCUCAGCUCUCAAAGAUAGGCUGGGCUCUGAGUAGGGGGAGAGGGGCCACCUAGGGAGACUGCCCUGGAGGACAAAGGUGAGAUGGAGGAAGACCCAGCUGGGCCCAAGCCUAGGGUGGGUGGGGAAGGAGGGUAGACAGAGAUAGAUAUCCAGGAGUCAAGACCACAGAAGGCUGAGCAUUCUGUUUAAUUAUGCAUAAUAAUCUUUAAAAAUCAGCACACAAAUUCAUUCCAGGUAGCCUUGCCUCCCCAGCUGCUGUGGUGGCAUUUGUCUAGAUGCCAUCUCCCCCAAGGAAGUGGGUCAUCCCAGGGGAGCAAAGCCUGAGAAAGAAGAGGAAGGGACAGCCCCCCUACUCUCUGCCCCACAGCCCUGGGCCACAUUUGGCCCGGCCUGAGACAGGGCAGCAAGAGGCCACAGGGCUGAGUGUCCUGGCCUCCAGCCACCCACUCCAUGUCUGUUUUUGGUUUUGUCAUUAAAAAAAUAAAGCGACAAUUUCUGGCAGA
Lemur catta (Ring-tailed lemur) is the source of this 1449-nucleotide messenger RNA. It is a transcript of the gene LSMEM2, whose product is annotated as leucine rich single-pass membrane protein 2. The coding region runs from base 1 to 594 and encodes 197 amino acids. The transcript is spliced from 5 exons. The record is from RefSeq and is a predicted model, not a curated record. NCBI's taxonomy places the organism in Eukaryota, Metazoa, Chordata, Mammalia, Primates, Lemuridae.